AUGGAUAUUGCCCUUCCUGAAGUGGUGAUGUUCAGGAAUGAAAUGGGUAAUGUUGUUGAACAAAAAGUCGCUUAUGAUUGGAAACUCACUGUGUGUAAGUUUUGCAACAAGUAUGGGGAUUCUAAAGAGGUGUGUAGGAAGAAGAAUCCUUCAAACCCUGUACAAAAUGCGAAGGAGAAACAAGGUGAGAAGGAGCAGGCAACAAUGGAGAAAAUGUGGGAGGCUCGACCAUUCCUCACUCGGGGAAUGGUUAAUUGCCUAGCAUGGAAUGUUAGGGGCCUAAAUGCCCCUAAUAAGCAGAGGGAGGUGAAGCUCCUCUGCAAUAAAUUUAGUGUGUGGAGGUAUACCACAAAUCUGAACUAUCAUUACAAUGGUAGGAUUGUAGUGGUCUGGAGACCUGACUUCUAUAGAGUAACACCUUUAAGUAUGAAUGCACGGGUUUUGUCCUGUGAGGUGUAUUAUAUUCCCAUACAUGCUACAUUUGGAGUAUCCUUUGUGUAUGCAUUUAACACUAAGGAGGAAAAGAAAGGUAUGUGGGAGUAUCUAAAAGAACAUGUAGCAAGCUGCAAAAGCCCAUGGUUGGUUAUAGGUGAUUUCAAUUCUAUUUUAAACAUGGAGGAUAGAAUAAGAGGUAAUAUUGUCUCGUGGGCUAAAGUAAUGGAGUUUAAUAAGUGUAUAGAAGCAUGUGGAUUGAUUGAACUACCUAAUCAAGGGUGCAAAUAUUCAUGGAAUGAUAAACAUAGUGAUCAAGGAAUAUAUUCUAAGAUAGAUUGGGCACUAAUCAAUAAUGAUUGGCUUGAUUCAAUGCCUGAUUGUAAAGCAAUAUUUCUCCCUGAAGGCAUAAGUGACCACUGUCCAGUGAAUGAGAGACAUAGAGGCAGGAAACCUUUUAAGUUCUGUAAUGUAUGGACUCAACAUCCACAAUACUUGGAGCAGGUUGAAAGAGGUUGGAAUAUAGAGAUUGAUGGCUGUAAAAUGUUAAGGGCGGUUAGAAAAUUGAAGUUAUUAAAGAAAACUCUAAGAGUCUUGAACAAAAAUUUCUUCAAGAAUAUUGAGGAUGAAGUAAAAGAGGAUAGGGAAGCUUUAUUGCAAGUUCAGAAGCAGUUACAGCUUAUACCAACAGAUCCAAACGUGCAACAAGAAGAACAUCAGAAAUACCAAAAGUCCAGACAUUCAUCUUACUUAGCUGAGGUCUACUUGCAACAAAAAAGUAAGGCUACAUGGAUAAAAUUAGGAGAUGACAACAUUAGAUACUUCUAUUCAGUCAUCAAACAUAAGAGGCUCCAACAGGCAAUUACUCAAUUAAAGGAUGAUCGGGAUAACUGGUAG
Molecule: messenger RNA, 1329 nt
Organism: Nicotiana tabacum (common tobacco)
Lineage: Eukaryota; Viridiplantae; Streptophyta; Magnoliopsida; Solanales; Solanaceae
Source: RefSeq, a predicted model, not a curated record